Messenger RNA from Oryza sativa Japonica Group (Japanese rice), 1803 nucleotides. RefSeq names its product phytochrome A-associated F-box protein. The record is from RefSeq and is a predicted model, not a curated record. Gene Ontology annotation, molecular function: protein binding. Lineage: Eukaryota; Viridiplantae; Streptophyta; Magnoliopsida; Poales; Poaceae.
AUCAUCCCCCCAACAUUACAUCGCCUCCACAAAAAAAAAAAAAUAUCCAACCACCUUUUCCACUUCCACCACCGCUCUCUUCUCCACCGCGAUCCAAAACCCAAACCAAUUUCAUUUUUAUGCACCCCAAAAUAAAAUAAAAAUAAAAAUAAAAAAGCUUCGUCGCGCCGGGAAAGUUGGAGAACGAACGCCAUGAGCGCCGACGAGGACGCGGCGUCGCGGGGCGGCGGCGGAGGCGGGAAGAGGAAGGCGGUGGCGGAGGGGGGCUCGCCGUCGCCGCUGUCGGUGCUGGCGGACGACGUGCUGCUGCAGAUCCUGGGGAGGCUGGAGGGGGACCCGCGGGACUGGGCGAGGGCGUCGUGCGCGUCGCCGCGGCUCGCCGCGCUGCUCAGGGCGGCGUGCCUCCCGCCGCGCCUGACGCGGGCGCUCCCCGCCGAGCUCCUCCCGCCGCCGUCCCCCGACGGCGCGCCCAGGGCGUGGGCCGCGCUCCACAAGCUCUCCGUCUGCUGCCCGGGCCUCCUCCGCGCCGGCGUCCUCCUCGAGCCCUCCGAUGACUUCGGCCUCGAGCUCGACAUCGGCCCCGACCUCUCCGUCCCCGCCCCCUCCCCUUCCUCCUCCUCCCUCGACCACGCCUCCACCGCUACCUCCGCCCCCGCCCCACCCCCCGACUCCUCCUCCUCCUCCGCCGCCGCCGCCACUACGUGGUCGCUCUACGACGACCUCUACCUCGACACCGCCUACGACUGCUCCCCCUCCGAGGCGGCGCAGAUCUCAAACACGGCUGCGACCCCCGCCCCCGCCGCGGCGCGGCGAGGGGUGGCGUCGGGGAGCAGGAGGCGGGCGCGGCGGUGGCUGGGGACGGUGGGGGCGCACCUGGCGUCCGGGUCGUGGACGCUGAGCAGGGAGCAAGGGAACAAGCUGCUGGCGAGCAGGUUCCGCGGCGACCGCCUCUACAUCUGCGACUGGCCCGGGUGCGUCCACGCCGAGGAGCGCCGCAAGUACAUGGUGUUCCGCGGCGUGUUCCACGACUUCCCGAGGUCCCAGGUGCGCCGCGCCCUGCGGGACACCCGCCGCCCCACCGUCGCCGUCGACUGCGCCUUCUGCGGCUGCACCGAGGCCUGGGACCUCUACGCCGCCUUCUGCCUCCGCAGCUUCUACGGCUACCACGACGACGGCGAGCCCGUCGUCCGCGCCUACGUCUGCGAGAACGGCCACGUCGCCGGCGCCUGGACCGAGCGCCCCCUCUACUCCUGACUGCGACACCCACACCCAUGGUUCGGUAUGCCCACUCUACUGCUUUUGCUCUCUCAUGGAUGUGCAGCCAUGGCCGCCAUUGCCAAGAAUGCCAAGCAAACCUUUACUUGUGCUUGUGAUAAUUACUCCAUGUGUAUAUACUACUAGCAAUGUGGGUAUCAGAUCAUCACCUCUGGAGAUUAUGCAGGGCUGAUGUGAUGUGAUAUGCAUCUCUUUGUCUUGUUAGAGAUGAAUCAGAUGAUGCUUAAGCUAGCUUAAUAACGCGAUUACCGCGCUUCCGUCGAGCGAAUUCUCAGCGCGAUUCGGCGCGAUCGAUUAAGAGUGUAACUUCUGAUGAUUUGCACAAGAACACAGUUAUGAUGCAGGUUGAUGUUGUAUUUGAUAUUAGGCAGUGACUCGGUUACGCUCUCUACUUGCUGAUGAGCUGGGGAUUCAGAACUUGCAUCAACUGUUCUUGCUUGCUGCUGAUUUGCAGUAGACCUGAUUGUUGUACAUGCACUGCAACCUCCUUCAGCUUUAUUAUCUUCAUGAAGUAGAAUUUGCAAGGUU